GUUUACACGGAUACACUGAAACUUAGCUUUCUCCUCUUCUCACUGGAUAUCCUUCAAAUAGAGAUGAAGGACAUUUAAGUGUGAGACAAGUGGCAACCCCGGCUCAUUAGAAAUAUUUGCUUUGUCUCAUUCCGUCUGCUUUAAUUGCAUUCACAAUGGGAUUACGCAUAUUUGGCACGCCAUUUUACGCAUAUGCGUGCGUCUAUUUAUUUGUUUUCAUCCUGCAAGCUGCCCAGUCUCAGAGAAAUCCAAGUACACAACAAGGAAAUAACCAGAGACCGGCUCUGCGGAAUACACUACAGUGGUCACACAACGGCAAGAUUUUUAGCAUUUUAAGCCAGGGCUCGGAGUAUCAGCCACCGAGGCGGAGGGGCGCACCUCAGGAGCAAGUGCAGGCACGACCUGUCACCAUCAUCCGAGAUGCGGACGUGAGACAUCAGGACACCCAGAGCCAGCCGGUGGCCCAGCAGCAGCAGCAGCCUCCCCGGUCGGAGUCCCACCCGCACAGCUCCGGCGGCCCCGUGCCUCUGUUCCAAAGGCUCGUCAGAGGGCACGAGCACCGCCAGCAUCACAAUGACCGGCCCGGUGAGCGCUCGGGGACGCAGAGGAGCAACAGAGCCAACGAGACCCAGGAAAAGGUCACUGUUAGUCCACCUCUGCCCAGGAGAGAAGACAUGAUGGUGGGUGACGAUCCCUACGACCCCUACAAGUCCAUUGAUAGUGAUAAUCCAUAUUACAAUCAUUAUGACGUUUACGAGAGACCGAUGCCGAGACAGAGACCCGGAUAUGGCACAAGUUAUCAUCAGUACGGUCUUCCUGAUCUUGUGCCUGACCCCUACUACAUUCAAGCCUCUGCUUAUGUCCAGAGAGUCCCAAUGUAUAACCUGAGAUGUUCAGCUGAGGAAAACUGUUUGUCAAGCUCAGCCUACAGAGCCAGUGUUAGAGACUACGACACCCGUAUGCUGCUGAGGUUCCCUCAGAGAGUCAAGAACCAGGGGACAGCCGACUUCCUCCCCAGCAGGCCACGCUACUCCUGGGAGUGGCACAGCUGUCACCAGCACUACCACAGCAUGGAUGAGUUCAGCCACUACGACCUGCUGGACGCCACCAGUCAAAGGUCGGUGGCUGAGGGCCACAAGGCCAGCUUCUGCCUGGAGGACACGUCCUGUGACUAUGGAUACUACAGGCGAUAUGCCUGCACCUCACAUACCCAGGGUCUGAGCCCAGGAUGCUAUGAUACCUACAACGCAGACAUUGACUGCCAGUGGAUUGACAUCACAGAUGUGAAACCUGGAAACUAUGUCCUCAAGAUCAGUGUAAAUCCAUACUAUCAGGUCCCAGAAUCAGACUACAGCAACAACAAUGUGCGCUGUGAUGUUCGCUACACUGGCAACUACGCCUACGUGUCAGGUUGUCAUAUGUCAUCGUAUUAAGAGCUGAGUCAUUCACAGUAGCUCAGCUGAGACGUUCUGUAAAUGACAAUGAAGAGGACUGCAUAUGAAAACAUAAAAAAAAAAUUAAAAAAACAUAAAAUUCGUAAGACUUGCAUUCAUUUUAUAAUUUAAAAUACUCUCAAUUUAGAAAUCUGUCUUCAUAGUGCCAGAUAAUUUUGAAUUCUUUUCUUGUGUGGGAAAGUAGUUUUUUUUUCUUCUCCUUAGUGAAAAGUAUAUUCUUCUCUUAACUUUUCUUUGAGAUUUUUUUCAUUUUACUUACUUCUAUUGCAUUGUACUGUAUGCUUGCAUUUCAUACUGCUUCUAAGAUAGUUAGAUGAAAUUUAGAGGCCUAAAAUAGCUAAAUACACACAUAAGCCGGCUUGCCCUCAUUGUUAGGUCAAUAUCAGUUAUAUCACAAUUUUAAAAUGAACCACUUGUUUAAAGGAAAAUGUAUUUGUUAUAUUUAUAUGCAACGGAAGAAACUCUCUUUACUCCAAAGCUUUUGAUGAAACUUGAAUAAAACUUUGUGAUAUUAUAUCGCUGUU
This is a messenger RNA of Seriola dumerili (greater amberjack), 1978 nucleotides long. RefSeq names its product protein-lysine 6-oxidase-like (gene loxa). Gene Ontology annotation, biological process: peptidyl-lysine oxidation. The transcript has 7 exons. Lineage: Eukaryota; Metazoa; Chordata; Actinopteri; Carangiformes; Carangidae. The record is from RefSeq and is a predicted model, not a curated record. Bases 156 to 1433 code for a protein of 425 amino acids. Gene Ontology annotation, molecular function: copper ion binding; protein-lysine 6-oxidase activity.